This is a messenger RNA of Drosophila arizonae, 1328 nucleotides long. RefSeq lists its product as uncharacterized. The record is from RefSeq and is a predicted model, not a curated record. Lineage: Eukaryota; Metazoa; Arthropoda; Insecta; Diptera; Drosophilidae.
UUGCUUUUUUAAUAAUUCAUUAUGAAAACAAUACUAAUUGUAAAAGUAAUAUUUUUGAUGGCUGCCAUGGAGGCUGGAGCUCAGUUAUUACCUUCGACUCCGCCCGUCGUGAUCUGGGGCGCUAAAUUAACGGAGCCACGCAACAUCUUCCACACAAUCAAGUCGAAGAAAUUCGCUGCUCGUGUGCGGCCGUUGCUCAAGGAUCACAUGUUGAUUGCCUACUUUGCGCCGCUGCUUACCGCGAAGAAUCUGAGCUGCCUGCAGCCUGACUGCUUUGCCUAUCUGCGUAAAGAGGAGCCACGUACGUACUACAGCAAGAUUCGCAAGCCAAUGGCAGCGCUUGGAACGCUCUUGGCCGAGCACAAUCAGGAACUGGUCUGGAGCGAAAGAGACAAAAUGUUGCAUCUGCCUUGCAAGAAGGGUCACAUAUAUGCCUACAAUUUCCAGACUCAAAAUCUAACCGAACACGAUAAGUUUAUGGAGACCGUGGCCUCCAACCUAACGGCCUGCCAGCUUGUCCAGAUCUACACAGCACAUGGGGAGCCGACAGAGGAGAUCGAGCGACGCAUACGUAGAACAGAUCAAGCGAAGGAAAGCACGCUAGCCGAGCAGCCGAUUGCAAAGCCACAAAUGCAAACCAAGUCGCAAAUGCCAUCGAACAUCAGCCGUAGUGAACCGAUAGCGGGUGCUGAGAACCAGACUACAGCGGUAAUGGUUUUUCGACAUCCGAAGGCCAUCAUUACUUUGAGCACGAUUGUCUAUGCCGAGGAAUACUCCACUGGCGUUUCCGUUUACUACAGACGGCAGUACAUUCGUAUGACCGAGGAGGUGAAGUUUGACAUUGUACUGCGGGAUCCAAAGAAUAUAAGAAACGGCGUCGCCCUUCUCAUAAACACGACAGCGGGAAAUCUUCGGCUAAUAUUGUUGCCUGUUGUUGGUAAUUGGCGCAUAUACACCUUAAUUUUUCGCAAUGUAACGCAUAUGCCCAGAGACCUACUGUUCUAUAGCAACAAAUUUAGUUUCUGUUGCCAAUCCCUAAACGCGUAUUCCAAGAAAGGGGGUCGCGUCAGCCUGCAAUCACUCAGCAUGGAUGUUAUUGUAGCUGAUAACGUUACGGCGACGGAUCCCGACUAUAUACCCAAGCCCUGUUGGCUAUGCGAGGUAUAUCUAACACCUGCCCUCACACAGACGCUCUUUACUGUCGCCAUAUUGUUAGUAAUGUUGGUCUUCGGCAUAUCCAUAUUCUUCAAUAUGGGACAAAAUAACCAACUUCCGAACGGCAACGAUCCGAAUCCAUUUGUAAAGUCUCAUUGAAUGAAUCCAAAUAU